Messenger RNA from Manihot esculenta (cassava), 1811 nucleotides. RefSeq names its product GRAS family protein RAM1. Gene Ontology annotation, molecular function: DNA-binding transcription factor activity; sequence-specific DNA binding. NCBI's taxonomy places the organism in Eukaryota, Viridiplantae, Streptophyta, Magnoliopsida, Malpighiales, Euphorbiaceae. Bases 333 to 1721 code for a protein of 462 amino acids. Gene Ontology annotation, biological process: regulation of DNA-templated transcription. The record is from RefSeq and is a predicted model, not a curated record. Gene Ontology annotation, cellular component: nucleus. The transcript has a single exon.
GCAAAUUCUCAAUCUGUCUUCUUGACCUAUGACAUUGAUCCUCAAGAAUAUAAAGAUACCCAUACGCUGCAUGCGGUUUCCAUCCUUGUGCUUUUUUCACACCAAAUUGCUUAUUAGGUUUUACUUGGAAUUAUUAGAAAAGAAAUAUUCCCCUCUUGUGUUUGGUCCUAUUCACAUGCAAUGACAAAAGGGAAUUUCUAUUGAGUUAUUCCUUCCAAUUCUACUUCAAUAAAACCCCAACCCAUUUCUUCUUCUCCUCCUCUCUUGUGCUCAUUUCACUAGCUACAUUCAUUAAUCUCUCUCUCUCUCUCUCUCUCUCAGAGCUAGACAAGAUGAUGGAAGGCUUAGAGGAGGAGGAGGAGCUUCUGAAUCUUAGCCUGGCUAUUGUUACAGAUUCCGGAGGAGACAAGAAAAGGAAGAGGAAGACAAGGUCUCUUUUCGAUCCAUUAAACUCGUAUGCAGGUUGUGAAGGGAAGAUUUUUAGACUCCUGCAAAUUAGAGAACAAAUGCUAAAACCAAAUCACAAGAGAAAAGGAGUUGUUGAAGAUGGAAAAGGUCUUCAUUUGAUCCAUUUGCUUCUCAUUACAGCAACUGCCGUUGAUGAAAACAACCUAGGCACAGCUUUAGAGAAUCUAACUGAACUGUAUCAAAGUGUGUCCUUAACUGGUGACUCUGUCGAAAGAGUUGUCGCUUAUUUUUCAGAUGGCUUGGCUGCUAGGCUUCUUACAAGAAAAUCUCCAUUCUACGACAUGAUCAUGAAGGAGCCAACUAGUGAAGAAGAGUUCUUGGCUUUCACAGAUCUCUAUCGUGUCUCUCCUUAUUACCAGUUUGCUCAUUUCACCGCCAACCAAGCUAUCAUCGAAACUUUUGAGAAGGAGGAAGAAAGCAAUAACCGAGCAUUGCAUGUGAUUGAUUUUGAUGUCUCGUAUGGCUUUCAGUGGCCUUCUCUGAUUCAAUCUCUCUCUGAGAAGGCAACUAAUGGCAAUCGAAUAUCGCUUCAAAUAACUGGCUAUGGAAGAAGCUUGGAAGAGCUGCAAGAAACUGAGAGUAGAUUAGUUAGCUUCUCGAAAGGAUUUCGAAAUCUAGUGUUUGAGUUUCAUGGAUUGUUGAGAGACUCCAAGCUUAUCAACCUGAAGAAAAAGAAGAAUGAAACAGUUGCUGUGAAUUUAGUCUUUCAUUUGAACACCUUGAAUGAUUCAUUGAAGAUUUCUGACACGUUAAAAUCAAUACAUUCACUUCAACCUUCCAUUGUUGUCUUGGUGGAGCAAGAAGGAAGCAGAAGUCCAAGAAGCUUCUUAUCAAGAUUCAUGGAAUCCCUACACUAUUUUGCAGCCAUGUUUGAUUCUUUAGAAGAUUGUCUUCCAUUAGAAAGCUCAGAGAGAUUAAACAUAGAGAAGAACCAUCUUGGGAAAGAGAUCAAAGGCAUGCUCAAUUAUGACAGAGAUAAUAAUUAUGAUUCAAACAGCUGUCCAAGAUAUGAGAAGAUGGAAACAUGGAAGGGAAGGAUGGAGAGCCAUGGAUUCUCAGGAAUUAAACUAAGCUCAAAAUCCUUGAUUCAAGCCAAGCUGCUUUUGAAAAUUAGAACCCAUUAUAGGCCUCUUCAAUUUGAAGGAGAGAGUGGUAGUGGGUUCAGAGUAUUUGAAAGAGAUGAUGGAAGAGCAAUUUCUCUAGGGUGGCAAGAUAGGUGCUUACUUACAGCCUCUGCAUGGCAUUGUGUAUGAUAUAAUAGCUAGAGAUCAAUCCAUACUACUCUAACACAUUCAUCAUUUUUGUAACUUCUUUCAAAUAAUUCAAUAUUAAAGAUUAUCUGG